AUGGCACGUCGCUCAUCUUACACUCAACCAUCUCAAACUGUCCAAAACUGCCAACAGCAACAACAGCAACAACCAAACCAACGACGAGUGAGCUUUGACUUGGACCAUAACGUGGUACAUAUCCUUCCUUCACUGGACCAGUGUCGUCAAGAAGCUAGUCGACGAGGACGCGAGGAAUGGGAGCGCAAGCAGUUCAAUCAAGAUAUGCUCUGUGAACUUAUCGUUGCGGAAAUCCAGCAACAGUAUCACUCCGCAUCUUCAUCGUCAUCCUCAUCCUCAGACGAAGACGAGCAUUUGGUGCUCAAGAGCUGUUUGAAAAAGAUUGCCCCUAAUGAACAAGAAACUUUGUCGACAGCAGCUGGCAACAACAAGCGAAAGAACAGCAAAAAGUCAAACGGGAAGAAAAAGGGCAAACGCGGCCAUGCCAACAACCACAAAGGACCUGCCGCGGCCUUGCAUCAAUCUCAUGCCGCUCCUGGUUGCACUAUGGCAGCACAGGCCAAGGCGGUUGCGCAGCAACACCAACAAGAAGUUGCUGUGGAGGAAGGUUCUGGAAAGACCGCCGACGAAUCACAUCAUCAGGAUAUGACGAUGCCAUCCCCACCAACACGCUUCAAGAAAAAAGAGAAACGAAAAUCAAAGUGA
Zychaea mexicana is the source of this 645-nucleotide messenger RNA. RefSeq lists its product as uncharacterized. NCBI's taxonomy places the organism in Eukaryota, Fungi, Mucoromycota, Mucoromycetes, Mucorales, Lichtheimiaceae. The transcript is spliced from 3 exons. The record is from RefSeq and is a predicted model, not a curated record. The coding region runs from base 1 to 645 and encodes 214 amino acids.